Acanthosepion pharaonis is the source of this 1614-nucleotide messenger RNA. The record is from the annotation of a GenBank genome assembly. NCBI's taxonomy places the organism in Eukaryota, Metazoa, Mollusca, Cephalopoda, Sepiida, Sepiidae.
AUGAUAAACGCGACACAUGUCCUUUCUUUCGUUUUGUCUUUGAUUCGUUCUUUCUUUCAUUCUUUCUUCCUUCCUUUUGUUCUUUCGUGCUUUCAUUCUUAUUUUCUUACUUUCAUUCUUUCUUUCUUUCUUUCGUUCGUUCUUUCUUGCUUUCUUUUUUUUCUUUCUUUCUUCUUUUUUGUUGUUUUUGUUGGUCUUCUUCUUCUUCUUCUUCUUCUUCUAUUACUUUAUUUUACUUUCCUGACUCUUUGCUUUCAUGCCCCACAUUUUGAAUCAUGCGAUUCUUUCCUUCUUUCUUUUUUCUUUCUUUCGUGGUCUCUCUUUCGGUCUUUCUUUCGUGAUCUCCUCUUCUUUCUUUCUUUCUUUCGAUUUCCCACUUUCUUUCGUGUCCCCUCUCUCUCUCUGCCUUUCUUUCGUGUUCUCUCUUUCUUUCUUCAGUGUUCUCUCUCUCUCUCUUUCUUUCAUAUUCUCACUUCCUUUAUUUUUCUUUCUUUCAUGUUUUCUCUUUCUUUCUUUCUUUCUUAUUCUUUCUUUUUCUUUCUGUUGUGUUCUUUCUUUCUUUCUGUCUUUCUUUCUUUCUUUCUUUAUUGUUAUCUUUGCCUUUCUUUCGUGUUCUCACGUCCUUUCUUUAUUUCUUUCAUGUUCUUUUUUCUGUUUUUUUUCUUUCCUCUUCUCUGUUCCUUUCUUUUAUUUUCGUGCUCUCUCUCUUUCUUUUUCUUUCUUUCAUGUUCUCUCUUUCUUUCAUUCUUUUUCUAUCUUUUUCCUUUUUCGUGUUCUCUCUUUCGUUCUUUCUUCAUUUCUUUUUCCUUCUGUCGUGUUUUCUUUCUUUCUUUCUUUCUUUCUUUCUUUCUUGUUAUCUCUGUCUUUCUUUCGUGUUCUCACGCCCUUUCUUUAUUUCUUUCGUCUACUAUUUUUCCUUUUUCUUUCUUUCGUGUUCUCUCUUUCUUUUUUUCUUUCUUUCGUGUUCUAUCUUUCUUCCUACUUUUAUUCUUUCUUUCUUCUUUCUUUCUUUCUUUCUUUCUUUCUUUCGUGGUUUCUAUGCUUUCUAUUUUUUCGCGGCCGUUAUCUUUCACAUAUUACUUGCAAGUCAUUUUCGUCAGUCCUUACUCUCAUCCCACUCACUAUUUUAAUAGAUAUCACCCCAUCUAUUUCUCUUUACACUUCUUUCCAACUCUCUGUCACUCUUUAUUUUGGUAUCCCUCUUUCUUUCUCAAUGACUUCAUUUCUUCUUGUUUUCUCCUCUCUACGUUACAUUUAAAUAUCUCUCUCUUCCUACAACACCCUCGUUCCAUCGCUCCUCCCUUCCAUUUCUUCUUCUUCUUUUUAAAAUCAUUAUUCUCUUUCUUUCUUUUCUGCUUGUCUUAUUUACACGGUGUGUACCGUUUUUUAUUUCGCAUUCUCGCCUUACGCCACCCACACCAUUUGAUCCUGCCUGCCAUCGCAAUGUGUAACUAUAAUUUCCAAUCUGCUUCUAUCUAUCUAUCUAUCUAUCUAUCUAUCUAUAACAAUGUUCUCUCUCUCUCUAUUUCUCUCUCUCUAUCUUUCUAUCAUUGUCAAGAUUUUUUCUAUCUAUCUAUCUAUCUAUCUAUCUAUCUAUCUAUCUAUCUAGAAUAG